This is a messenger RNA of Zootoca vivipara (common lizard), 9928 nucleotides long. It is a transcript of the gene PCYT1A, whose product is annotated as phosphate cytidylyltransferase 1A, choline. Gene Ontology annotation, molecular function: phosphatidylcholine binding; choline-phosphate cytidylyltransferase activity. Lineage: Eukaryota; Metazoa; Chordata; Lepidosauria; Squamata; Lacertidae. Gene Ontology annotation, biological process: CDP-choline pathway. The record is from RefSeq and is a predicted model, not a curated record. Gene Ontology annotation, cellular component: endoplasmic reticulum.
AUAAAUAAUAAAUUAUUAUUAUUAUUAUUAGACACACCCUUUUAAGCACAAGCGUUUGGAGAGGUUCCCUAACUUGGCACAGAGAGAGAGAGAGGACCCAAAAGACAGGACAAAGCUGUAUAAAUGCACAACGUGGCUUUUUGCAUUGAAACACGGGACAGUCCUGUAUGUACAGGACAGGCGGCGACCCUGGUUGUAAGUGACGGUGUUGACAGGGCUUGGAACAGGGUUAUGACACACCUGUGGGGGUGGAGAAGGUGCUGCUCUGCACCUUGAUGGGGACUGUUAUGGGAAAGGUGACCCCAGGGGCUUGAGUGGGAAGGGGAGGAUGGCUAGGCAGUUAGCCCUGCUUUAAGAGAAUCUUGUUGUGUACAAAUAUUGGGGGGGCAGGGGCUAGCCAGGAGUGCUUUUUAAAAAAAGAAAUACAGAUAGAAUGGGAAUUUUGUAUUUAUUUAUUAAACCUAUUAGACGUUUGUCAUUAGAAGGCCUCCCAGCGACUUCCAUUAAAUGAAAAUAUUUGCACAUAAAUAAAUAAUACCAUAGGAAAGGGAGGUGUCAUAUAAUAUUUCCGGAUUCCCUCAUAAAGUGAUGGACUCUGCUUCAUUGGAGGUAUUUAAACUGGAUGGACAUAAAGUGAGAAUUCUUCAGCUGUGAUUCCUGCGUUGCAGGGGGUUGGACUAAAUGACCCUCGGAGUUCCUUCUAGCUCUACAAUUCUAUGGUAACAUGCAACAUACGUAAAAACAAAAGCCCAAUGAACAGUAAUAAGCAAUGCUAGUCAUUAGAAAAGGGCAUUGUGUUUGCUCAGCUUAAAGGAAUGCCCGGGGGGGAGGGGGACUUAUUGGAAAUGCAAAACGCUGAUGGUGUUGUUUGGUGGUUAGGGAGAUUCCCCCCUCUCCCCAAGCAACAGUAAAUAGUUACAGAUUUUGUAUGUAUCACUGUCAUGGUAUGAUACUGAAGGUUUCGACAGGCAUUUAGGAUGAGUUGCGUGAAGUGCUUUUUGAAGGAAAGUAGCCACUGUUCAGACUGUGAACUGCAUGAGAUGUUUCUUAGAUGCAGUGAUUGCAGCAGUCCCAAAUAAGUUCAUGCCUACAUCUCUAUCAUGCUGCCACAAUAGUAGCCCUUGUCUGUGAUCUAUUUUGCUGUUCUAAGUGUGGGUUUUUUUCUGCCUUGGGCUUUCUUUGCAAUGGUCUCAAAUUAGUUUUGUGGGGAGACUGCGGUAUAAUUUAGAUCUUGCAGCACUUAUAUAGACAUCUUUGUGCUUCUACAGCCAUUGCCUUUAUGAGAGCUGAAGCUCUGGGGUAGCAAGAAAUGAUGGCAAAAGGUUCUGUGGCAAAUAAAUUUUAACAGUAUAUUAUGGCAUUAGCUUUUGGGGAUCAGAGUCGCCUUUAUCAGAUGUGUGAAGUGAUAACUUCAAUGGGCAGGUAAAUAUACUCUUGGGUUGAGAGAGAGUGCAUCACAGGCCGAGGCCAAAAGGCAAAGAAAAUGCAAGAUGGAAUGGUCUGUGUGUCACAUGGAAAGCCUGUGGGGGAGGGGGUUAGAUAUCAUAUACCAGGCCGACAGGCCGAUUACAAUCUGCUGGUCAAUCGUGGGGUGUUCCUUUUUUUCUACUGCCCACACUGUUUAUUUUUUGCAAAACAGCUGCAGAAUAGUUCAUUGGGUGCUCACCUGCUAAGUUGCUUUGCAUGUUUUCCUUUGGAUAAUUCUCACCGCCUCCCACUAUAAUGCAUAAAGCAUUAGCCUACACUUUUCCAUUUCACCACCACACAAACAUAGAGGAGUAACUCGCUGUGGACAUAAUUUUCUAUUUAGCCCUUGAACUGUUUCCGAAACAGCUAGUGGGAGGAAGGCAUGCAGAGAUGGAAGCAGUUUAGCAAGUGAAGGAAGGAGGCUGCUGCUAUCUCUCUUUUCCCCACCCAUCUGAGUUGUUCUGGAAACUACAGAGAGAAAUGUCACCAGAGAAGCGGUGGCUCGAUGACAACCACUUUGUGACUAAGAGGCUUGAACCCUUCUAUCCUUAGUUGCAAAAUCCAUUCCUGAGCCCAGCCUCUCAGAGGUAAAGUGUCUGUCCCUCAUGACUCACUGUGCUGGGUCAGAGCAGUGACCAUGCAAGGCAAAGCCAGUCAGUGCCUCAGAAAAAGAAAGCAACACAUUCCUGUAAAGGAAUGAGUAUUCACAUUGGUCUGCAACAGCAAAAAGUGGACAUCUUGAGAAGAGAGAGUAACCCAGAUCCAAGUCUCUUUUGUUUUUAUUUUUCUUUGUUGGACUAUGCUGGCCUUAGGAACUGCCAUUGGCGCAUUCCAGCCCUAUAAUUAUAUUAGCCUUGCAAAUAAUUUUAUAGGGGGUGAUCACACACACACACACACACACACACACCUGCUUCCACCCUAGCAGUUAUGUAGUUCACCUUUCUGUUUUUUCCCCAUCUUUAAAGGGCAGCACCAUAUGUGGUGGCGCUGAAAUUUGCAACUUGGGCAAUUGCAUGAUGGCAGUUUCAACCUGUUUCAGAUGAGUAGUGCAUUUAGUAUCUUAAGUCGCAUCAGCUUCUCUGGAUGAAAAAGAAAACCCAGAAAGGCAGUGACAUGAGAUUCAAAAGCAAAUAUAUCCCCAAACUUCAAAAGAUGUGAUCACAGCAUGAGGUUUACAUGAUCAAGUACAAAUUGCAGCCGAAGGGAGAUUAUUUUUAGAGACGAGUGACUUAAAUGAAUGAGCAUUCCCUUUAGACCUCAAAACCUGAUCUUCCUAUAAUUGCCUGCAGUUGCUGAACGCUCCAAUUGUCUUAAUUGUGACAUGGAUCUUGAGCUGCUUGCCACAGAAUAUAGCCACGCUUGGACAACUGCCAAGGAAGUAUAAGGGUGUGGAGCUCGUGGUGGUCAGAGCGACCUGAAUUAAAAGCCUGGUUGUUUCUUCGUCUUGACUGUCCUGAAAUACUUCCUGGUGUUGCAGAGGGAAGGUUUGGUUUGCUUUUGCUGUGGUUUUUGUGUUAAAUAGAACACAAAGGAUGGCAAAGACAUGCAGAAACCAGUUUGGAGAAUCUUGCCCGUUAACCAUAAGAUGAACGUAAAUGAAUAGGUUCUUCACCUACACCAGCAAAGGAGAACCUUUAGCCCUGCAGAUGCUGUUGAACUCUUGUUCUCACCCAUCCCUGCCAGCAAGACUACUAGCCAGGGAAAAUGAGAGACAGGGGAGGGGGAUCAUAGCCAUUGAUAGCCUUAUUCCCCAUGAAUUUGUCUAAUCCUCUUUUAAAGCCAAGGCAGAGGUCAUCACUCCAUCUUCAGAUCCAUAUCCAUAUCCAUAAGACUGUUCUAGAUUGAAGUCUCGUGUUUAUUUACCCGUAUAUUCCGGCGUAUAAGACCACUGGGCGUAUAAGACAACCCCCAACUUUUCCAGUUAAAAUAUAGAGUUUGGGAUAUACUCGCCGUAUAAGAAAUACGACCCAGCGUAUAAGAUGACCCCUGACUUUUGAGAAGAUUUUCCUGGGUUAAAAAGUAGUCUUAUAUGCAGGAAUAUACAGUAUUUCAUUUUUGAAUUGUUCCACAUAAAAUAUCCCUGAGGGAUUUAACAAUAAAAACAAGUUCAAGUCCAGCAUAGAUAGGCUGGGAUGAAAAGAGCAUUAGAGUUUAUUUAAAUAUUUAAAUUUUCCAAAGAAAACAGCAAUUAAAGGUAGUUCAGUACAUAUUCAAACAUAAAAAUCCUAUGUCCUUUUACAAUUUCAAAGACUUAGUGGAAAAGGAAGGUCUUUGGUAUGUGCCCAAAAUAUAAUAGAGACAGGGCUUCUCUGAUUUGCGACACAUGGGAAGGGCUGGAGCCUUUAAGGCAUUCUAAACAUUUGUUUAUUGGUGGGUGCUGACAUUGAGUUAAGAAUUUCUUCUGUGUGAGGAUGUAUAAAAACGUUGCUAUAUUAUUUGUCUUUACUUGCCUUAACGAUAUCCAGUUCUAGGCAUUUAUUGGAAAAAGAAAUAAUCUUUCUCGCCUUGGGAAUUUCUCCAGAAGAGCUGGCGGAAUGCAAGAUUUGGGUGUGGAUUUGCUCAGCAGGCGUGUGAGUCAGCGAAAGAGGCAUUACAGUAUUGGCAGAAAGUCAUAGUGCCUGGCACUGCUCGGGUGACCUGAUAACUUAGAAAUGCAGAACUAUCCUGCCUCAAUCUCAGCACUGGAACUGGAAGCUCUGCGGGGUAUGCAGAUUUUGGGGUUAGACUCUCCUAGGUCUGCAAUUAGGUCUUUGUAUAGAGCUCACUUCUUCCCCCAUGAAACCUCCCUCCAGGCAGCUGCCUGUAGGCAUUUUCCAGAGGGACAACUUCACCCUUCACCUCCUACUAACAAGUAACAAGAUUUUUCCACCAGGCUCCCUCUGCUUUCCUUAUCUGAACCAGAUCCUUUCCAACCUACUUUGCGUGGAAAGGUCUUUCCAGCCGAGCUCCCGGACGCAAUUCGCGGGAUGGAACCCCAGGGCUCAGCCAGGCUGAAUUCCAGGAAGAGGAGAAAAGAAGGGGUGGGCCCCAACGGGGCGGCCGAAGCGGAUGGCAUCCCCUCCAAAAUGCCGCGGAACUGCUUGGGUCUCAGGGAGCCGGCUCCAUUUUCCGAUGAGCUUGAAGUGGACUACAGCAAGCCCUACACCCGAGUGACGUUUGAUGAAGCCUUAAGGGGGACGCCAGUGGACAGACCAGUCAGGGUUUACGCCGACGGAAUAUUUGACCUUUUCCACUCUGGGCAUGCACGGGCCUUGAUGCAGGCGAAAAACCUCUUCCCAAACACGUACCUGAUUGUAGGGGUCUGCAGCGACGAGCUGACGCACAACUUCAAGGGCUUCACGGUGAUGAACGAGGCCGAGCGCUACGACGCCGUGCAGCACUGCCGCUACGUGGACGAGGUGGUGAGGAACGCCCCGUGGACCCUGACGCCCGAGUUUUUGGCUGAGCACAGGAUCGACUUUGUUGCCCACGACGACAUCCCCUAUUCCUCUGCCGGCAGUGACGAUGUCUACAAGCACAUAAAAGAAGCAGGAAUGUUCGCACCGACUCAGAGAACCGAAGGGAUUUCCACGUCGGAUAUCAUCACUCGCAUUGUCCGCGACUACGACGUCUACGCCCGGCGGAACCUGCAGAGAGGCUACACGGCUAAGGAGCUCAACGUCAGCUUCAUCAACGAGAAGAAGUACCACUUGCAAGAGCGGGUGGACAAAGUGAAGAAGAGGGUGAAGGACGUCGAGGAGAAGUCCAAGGAGUUUGUGCAGAAAGUGGAGGAAAAAAGCAUCGACCUCAUCCAGAAAUGGGAAGAGAAGUCCCGCGAGUUCAUUGGCAACUUCCUGGAGAUGUUUGGCCCCGAAGGAGCUCUGAAGCACAUGUUGAAAGAGGGCAAGGGGCGUAUGCUGCAGGCCAUCAGCCCCAAGCAGAGCCCCAGCAGCAGCCCCACCCACGACCGCUCCCCCUCCCCUUCCUUCCGCUGGCCCUUCACUGCCCGGACGCCCCCCUCGUCUCCAGCCAACGUCCCCAGGAACAAGUCGGCGGUGGCCUACGACAUCAGCGAGGACGAGGAGGACUAGAGACCCUGGACCCCGCGGGGAUUUCUGCAAAUGCUGCUUCCUUGAUGAGUCCCGCCUCCAGGCAUGAAGAGAACCGCUGAUGAUGAGCUCCAGAGAGCGAGCGUCUCUCCCCCACCCCGCCGCCGCCCGAGGGCUGGGUCUGCCAUGGCAGCCCACCCAGGCGGCAUCCUCCUCCUCUCUCGCUGAGGACUAGUGCCUUGGGGAGUGGGGCGCAUUGUUGCGUUUGAACGCCUUCCCCACUUCCCCUUUCAUUGGUUAUUUGCUGUCUUGUUUCUUGGGCAAAACGGGGGGAAGGUGGCUCUUAUUUUAAAGCAGGUGUAUUCCUUUUAAACUUUUUGCCGGCCCGAGCCAUUCGUGGAAAUGAGCGCUUUGGUUGGCAGGGGAAUUAUGGGGCUGGCAGAGCCGGGAGGCCGCCCUCUGGGCGAACAUCGUUGCCUGCCUGUCCCCAAGUCCCAUGGUGCCCCCUGCCUCCUCACAGGCUGUCUCCAGUUCAAGGCCCACGAGGCCCUUGAGCCAGUGUGAAGUCGAGGCAGCGCAGGAAGCGGUUACAGUAGAAAAUCUGUAAAGAGAGAGAAAGGGAGGUGGUUGGCUGGCUGUGGAGUUUCAAGAUGCUUUUGGGGGUGCCGGAGCGGCAGUUGGUCAACUUGCAAGUCCUUCUGUUCCCCCAAGUUGCUGGUCCUCAAGAAGAUAAGGGGGAGAGGCUGUGCAGGGGGGGGGGGGGAGAGAGAGCAUGUCUGCAGAUUCCCACUGAAACCGCAGUGAGGUGGUUGGGUCGUCUGCUCAGCCGCCUUUUCCUGGUUCUGGCGCACACAAUAAUAAAAGAAAAACUUCAGUUCGCUUCCCAAACGGGCAAAGUUGGCUUAAAGUUCCUGUGGAUGCGCAGCGGGAGUAGCAAACACCCCCCCCCAAAAGGCUUCAAAGGCAAGUUGCUUGCUGCCAAAUUGGAGGAGAGCAUCAGGGUAGCAUUGUGCGACCCUCAGGUGGAACGUACGUUGCAUUGCAAAGCCAGAGCAGGGCUGAAUGGGUGGCACUCGUUCCGUAGCGUCCGGAAAAGCAGCCCCGAUUCUCCCCAUUCUGAGACUUCUUGUUGGGCAGCAAAAACAAGAAAACUUGGGAACCUGUUAAAAGCUUAAAUUUUUAUCCCUUUUGCGUGUUGUGCUUUAAGCAAAGGUUUGUGACCCCUUUCCUGGCGCCGGGUGUUUGGUCUUUGUUGACGUACCCAUCUCUUCUCAAAACCUCCCGGCCUAACCCUAACCCCCUCCUGCCUCCCAGCUUCUCAAGUGCACCAUGCAGCUCUGUCUGAUCCUGCAACUCUGCUCUCCUGCCGCCUGCCUGCGUCCGUGUCAUAAAUGCCGAGUGGUCAGGGCUUUGCUGCCCACCCCCCACCCCUCCAUGGGGAAGAGGGGAACAGCCCCAUUGUGCAACUAUGGCUGAGUAUGCGUUCUGUGCUCCCAGGAAAGCCCAGCAGCAGCAGCACAGACCUAGCUCAGAGGGUGCGCCACACUCGUGAUGUCACCUCCAAAUCUUCUGGGUGUUUGAGUGCAAGUCCUGCCAACUCUCAGCUCUCAGUAAGGUGCAAAUUAAUAUCACGCAAAACAGCUGCUCUUUCGGUGAACUGCCCGAUGUCUGGGGUUGCUCUUCCUGUUGGCUUUUGUUGUUAACUGUGUAAUAAAUGUUCAGAGUUAACUGUCCGCUCCGCAUGGAUUUUCCCUGCUUCUGAUGUUCCCCUGUCAAGAACGAUGCCAGCUGUCCCUUGACCACGGUCAACUGCACGUCCGGGUUAUUUCAUGAGCUAAUGUUUUUCUUAAGCGAUCGUCUCCUUGUAGGAAAACCAGCUUGUGAAAUGUCUCAGGGGGCAGAAUUAUUUGUGCUUUGAGAAUACGGAGGCGGCAGACAGCCUCUGCCCACGCUCUGUGAGCUGAGCGGGACACCUUCAAGGCAUCCUGGUGCCCACACAUUUUCUGACAUGAAGAUUGUCCUGGUGUUGGCCAGAUUGCCACUGUGGUGGUCAGUCUGGGCCGUACACUGUUCAGGGUUUUUGGUGGGAGCUCACAAAGCAGAAAGCACCAUGCUCUCUCUUCCCUGUGAGUUUCUCCUGCAGUCUUAAAAUCCGAGGGAGAACGCAUUUCUGUUCCUCAGCCUGCCUUCCCAUUCCACAGGGAGAGGGGAGAGUCCUGGGAAAGCUCAAUUGCCCCAUUUUAACUCUUCAAAAAUGUGUUCAGUUGGAUUGUUUUGAGACACACUUCUGAACAUUUGCACACUGUAUAAAAUUGAUCCACAGGCGCAGGAAGUGGAGUUGCCGCAAGGCAGAUUUCGCUUCCAUAUUAUUCACGCGGUAAAAUGUGCUUCUGAACGUUUCCCCAGUGCCGUACAAUUACCAUGGUACACAUGACCUCAGGAUAAUUUGUGUCUUUUCUUUUGAGGGAGCUCUUCCAAAAGGUCAUUUUGCCAUGAAAACGGUGUGGGGGGGGGGGGGAACAGCACCUCUGGGUGGUUCUUUUGCCCCAGAAAUUGUCUCCCAAACGGGCUCAUCUUGAGACUGCUUUGGGAACAGGAGUGUCAGCGGCCCUAAAGGAAUGGCACUUGUGGAGCCAGCCAUUCCGAAAUGAUACUUGGAAAGGUCACUACAGAAGCAGAUAAAUUUGUUGGGUGGCUUUUUAAAAAACGGCGGGAUUUGGGGUGCUGGAAUAGUGACUGCUACAUUUUGCAUUAUACCAGUGCUCCCUCGCUCCAAGGUGUAGAUUUGUAGAGUAACGGUAGCAUUGAAAGAUCGCCUUUUGUGUGCUUGACUCUGUUUGGGGCCCUUUUCAAAAGAAGCCCAAAGGCCAGUAACUUAACAGUACUUCGGCCCUGCAAAAUUACUGUACAAAAGUGGGUUUUGGUUAGGGACGUGCACAAAUCUUGCACACCUGUAGUUGGAAGUGAUGGCCCCCCUACACAGGUGUUGCUACACAAUGUAGGCUCUUCAUAUAACAACCUGCUUGCAGCAUUUGUGCAGAUUUAUUUAGUCAUGCGUGAAGUGGAACCCUGUUGCCUCUGAAUGAACUCACCUGGGCACUGUGUGAUGCACCCCUUUUAGCAAUAUUUGGAGAUUUCCAUACUUCCCAGAGUCAGAGGGAGAAAAUAGGCAAGGGUUAUUAACUUCUUUGCAUCCAGAAGCAAAUUGUUUCCCAGGUCCACCACAUGCAUUUAGCCAGAAAUUGCAUUUCCUUCCUUUGCAGCUGAACAGGUGGUGGAAAUGUAAAUGAACUCUUCUACCCAUACAGCUGGACUCAUUAGUCAUAUAACUAUUUAGUCCUCAACACAGGGUUUUUUUUAAAAAAUGGGUCGUAAUUGAGGAGGAAUUCCUACACAGGGCAAGCUCAGACCACCCCAAAUUCCCACCCAGAGCAGAGUUCUUAUGCUCUGGCCGAUGGCAGUAUUGUUAGGAGUCCCAUAAUGGAUUUGAAAAGCCACAUGGUGGUACUUCACAUAUGCUAGCGGGGCAUCGUGGGAUCCAAACCAUGUUGGAGCAGCUUUCAUGCCACUCCAGUUAACACCCAAACUAACCUUUCGUUGGCCAUGCGAGAGUUGCAGAAUUGAGGCACCUUCUGACAGCCGUCCACCCUGAAAUACCAACACUGAAGCAUCUUGUACAUUUGACCACUUGAAAAACGGGCCUUGUGAAACUCCCUUCUUGCAUUGUAGGGCCUCGGUGGCACAUAAUUUCUGUUCCCUAUUACAGCUGCUGCAUUUUCUUAAAAGCCAUAUGAGAUUUGGUCCUAUCACUGCAUUGCUGCAGGAUUUCUAGCCAAGUUCAGGCUGCCUAAGGCUGCCCAGUUCAGGCCUUUUAGACCAGCGCAAUUCCUCAGUAACCGCCCUGCAUCGUAAAGUUUUGUCUAGACUACCCUCUCUUGCUUCAGAGAGGAGCAAACAUGUCUGUAGUAGAAACAGUUACCAGUUUUUUAGCACUAAUAAAAAAGAAGAAUUAAGGGGUGUUUUUUUAGUUUCCCCAACCUUCCUUGCUCGUUGGCUUAGUGAAGACCUGGCCGAUCUCUAAGGAUCCAGGUUUUGACACUAGACGGUUUGAGCUGCAUGAUGCAGUGGUCAAGAUUUCCUAUGCUGGACAAAAGCCAUUCAUUGAUGUCCUUUACAGGGAAGCUGGCGUACAAAUGUCCAAACAGAAAUCUUUUGACUGGUUGCCUCAAUAGAGUUCUCUGUAGCCACAGAGACUGGUGGUGGCGGCGGACUUUUCUCUCCUAGCCAUGCCUCUUUCAAUCAGUGUUAAGUUUCCUGUCUCUGAAUUUCAACCACCUGGUUCUGCUGUAAGCUGGAUGGGGGUUUGUUUUGUGGGUUCGUCCUUUUUUCUUCAACUUCUGCGUUUAGCCAAAUAAAUGUCAUUUUACCCAAAA